UGAAAGACUAGAUCAUGGUUACAAGCAGGACACAAAAAUGGAAUUUGUGAAGAAGGCAAUUUAUACAAUGGCUUAUGGACUUCACAACAUGCAGAGAGAUAUGUGUAAUUCUACUCAUGGGUUGUGUGCUGCCAUGACUCCGAUAAACGGCUCCGUUCUGCUCCAGUAUCUCAUGAACGUCACCUUUUCCUGGAACAACGAAACGGUCCGUUUUGAUGCAAAUGGUGAUUCUCCGGGAAGGUACGACAUCAUGAACUACCAGAGAAUGAACGCUACAAGGUACGACUAUGUUAAAGUCGGGUCCUGGAUUAACGGUGUGUUGAAACUUGAUCGUUUGUUCCAGUGGGGAAAGAUUACGGAGGGGAACAGCCCCCCCGAAUCUGUCUGCAGCAAACCUUGUGCUCGUGGUGAAGUAAAGAACAUUGUAUCCGAAAUGGUACAGUGCUGUUGGAAGUGUGUCAAGUGCAAAGAAAAUGCAUACGUUUCAAAUGAAACCACAUGCCAAGAAUGCCCUCCUGGAUACUGGCCCAAUGAUAAUCUAACAGGUUGUGACGAAAUUUCUGUCGAGUACAUCCAUUGGUGGGACUCCACUGCUGUUGUGUCAUUGACCAUUGCUUGCCUCGGGUUUGUGGCCACUUUUGUAGUGAUGAUUGUGUUUAUACGACAUAACAAUACCCCAGUGGUCAAGGCCUCCACCAGGGAACUAUCUUACAUCAUCAUGGUUGGAAUGUAUCUUUGUUACGCUACAACCAUAGUGUUAUUGGCUAGGCCUACGCAGACAUCUUGUUUUCUCACUCGUGUUCUCCCUGGGUUAAGCUUCUCGAUGAUAUAUGCAGCUCUGGUAACAAAGACCAAUCGCAUCGCCCGGAUUCUAGCAGGAAGUAAAAAGAAAAUCAUAACUAAGAAACCGAGAUUCAUGAGUGCCACAGCUCAGGUUGUCAUCACUUUUAUUCUUAUCUCCAUCGAAGGGACAAUCAUCGCCGCCAUGUUAAUUUUUGAGCCAGCAGAUUCAAAGUUAGUGUAUCCAGCCAUUGAUAGCGUAAAACUAACUUGUAACACUACGACUUUGGGAAUAAUCGCUCCGUUAGGGUUUGACUUCUUCCUCAUCGCAAUGUGUACAGUUUAUGCUGUGAAAACAAGGAAUUUGCCUGAAAAUUUCAAUGAGGCUAAGUUCAUUGGCUUUACAAUGUACACAACUUUAGUCAUUUGGAUGGCGUUCGUCCCUAUAUAUUUUGGAAGCAGCUCCAGCGUGAUUACAAUGUGUCUGUGUAUAAGUUUCAGUGCGCUCGUUGCUCUCCUGCUUCUAUACGUCCCCAAAGUGUACAUAAUUAUUUUUAGGCCCGAGCGAAACAAUAGGAGCGCUUUCACUACAACCAAAGAUGUCCGCUGUCAUAUAGGAUAUCUUGCUUCAGGAAACGUUGGGGUUUCCAGAAACUCGUCUCAGACCACUUCAGACUUCAGUAUCGAGUCACCGAGGUAAGUAAAUAUUCGUCAUUAAAUACCGAUAAAACCUUAGCGGGUAUUCUUGGUGAAGACAUAUCCAUAUGUCGGUAAGUAAAUAUUCGUUAUUAAAUACCGAUAAAACCUUAGCGGGUAUUCCUGGUGAAGACAUAUCCAUAUGUCGGUAAGUAAAUAUUCGUUAUUAAAUACCGAUAAAACCUUAGUGGGUAUUCUUGGUGAAGACAUAUCCAUAUGUCGGUAAGUAAAUAUUCGUUAUUAAAUACCGAUAAAACCUUAACGGGUAUUCUUGGUGAAGACAUAUCCAUAUGUCGGUAAGUAAAUAUUCGUUAUUAAAUACCGAUAAAACCUUAGCGAGUAUUCUUGGUGAAGACAUAUCCAUAUGUCGGUAAGUAAAUAUUCGUUAUUAAAUACCGAUAAAACCUUAGCGGGUAUUCUUGGUGAAGACAUAUCCAUAUGUCGGUAAGUAAAUAUUCGUUAUUAAAUACCGAUAAAACCUUAGUGGGUAUUCUUGGUGAAGACAUAUCCAUAUGUCGGUAAGUAAAUAUUCGUUAUUAAAUACCGAUAAAACCUUAACGGGUAUUCUUGGUGAAGACAUAUCCAUAUGUCGGUAAGUAAAUAUUCGUUAUUAAAUACCGAUAAAACCUUAGCGAGUAUUCUUGGUGAAGACAUAUCCAUAUGUCGGUAAGUAAAUAUUCGUUAUUAAAUACCGAUAAAACCUUAGCGGGU
Limulus polyphemus (Atlantic horseshoe crab) is the source of this 2187-nucleotide messenger RNA. Its product is annotated as metabotropic glutamate receptor 5-like. Gene Ontology annotation, cellular component: postsynaptic density membrane. Gene Ontology annotation, biological process: G protein-coupled glutamate receptor signaling pathway; regulation of synaptic transmission, glutamatergic. Gene Ontology annotation, molecular function: G protein-coupled receptor activity involved in regulation of postsynaptic membrane potential; adenylate cyclase inhibiting G protein-coupled glutamate receptor activity. The transcript is spliced from 4 exons. The record is from RefSeq and is a predicted model, not a curated record. The coding region runs from base 38 to 1480 and encodes 480 amino acids. NCBI's taxonomy places the organism in Eukaryota, Metazoa, Arthropoda, Merostomata, Xiphosura, Limulidae.